Messenger RNA from Nanorana parkeri, 1725 nucleotides. RefSeq names its product zinc finger protein 37 homolog. The transcript has 9 exons. Gene Ontology annotation, cellular component: nucleus. Bases 1 to 1725 code for a protein of 574 amino acids. NCBI's taxonomy places the organism in Eukaryota, Metazoa, Chordata, Amphibia, Anura, Dicroglossidae. The record is from RefSeq and is a predicted model, not a curated record.
AUGAGGAAGGAUCUCCGAAGGAGUGAUACAGAUGUGAGGAAGGAUCUCAGAGAAGGUGUGAGGAAGGAUCUCGGAAGGUGUGAGGAAGGAGUGAUACAGAUAUGUGAGGAAGGAUCCCAGAGGAGUGAUACAGAUACGAGGAAGGAUCUCGGAGAAGGUGUGAGGAAGGAUCUCGGAGAAGGAGUGAUACAGAGUGGAAAUUGGAGUGAUUUAAACGUUAAAGAAGAGUGCAAAGAAUAUGAUGAGGAGUAUGGAGUGAUGGAGGAGUCAGAGUGUCCAAAAGGACACAAAGAUCUAUACCAGGAGAACAUGGAAGAGUCGUCCAGCUACAGGAACCCAUCAGAGAGAUGUCCCCGUCCUCGGUAUUCCGGGGAUUCCACCCAAGAAGAUCUCACCAUCCCCCACCAGGAUCAGAGUGGAGACCUCGGGGGUCAUAAUAUUGAUGUUAAAGAAGAGUAUAAAGAGGAGGAUGAGAAGUACGGGGUGAUGGAGGAACUUUCUGAUGAACACAAGAAUGUGAUGGAGCCACCUAGUAAGAGGAAGCCACCAGAGAGAUGUCCCCGCCCUCUGUAUUACCGGGAUUCCACACAGGAAGAUCUCAUCGUCCCCCACCAUGAUCAGGGUGAAGAGCUGAAAAACAUCACAGCUGAGGUGAAAAAGGAGGAAGAUGAGACAUUGGGUGAAGGACUUACUGAAAAAAAAGAAGAAGAGACGCGUGUGAGGGGCGAUCGGAGGUCCACGGAGGAGGUUGGGAUGAAAGUGACGGGUUACAAGAAGAGAUCUUCUCUAGUUAUCAGUACCGCCCGUGGACGUGACGUUCCGAAUACCAGAAGCAGACGUCGUACUUCAUAUCCAGACACAGAAAAUAAAGGCACACCCCGAUGUUCUCCCAGAGUUGACUCCUCCACCCAACCUUUGCGUCCCGCUGUUCCCAAGAAAUUUUCCAUUGAUAACCGGAAGAGUGUUAAACACAAAACCAACAAGGUAUUUCCAUGCCCUGAAUGCGGUAAAACCUUUACAAAGGAAUCUUAUUUUGCUAUGCAUUCGAGGACUCAUACUGGAAAGCGCCCAUUUGUAUGUGUGAAGUGCGGGAAAGGCUUUGCGCACAAAUCGAGCCUUUUCAGACAUCAAAGACAUCACAGCGAGGAGAGGCCCCAUCCAUGUUCACAUUGCGGGAAAGGUUUUAAAGAGAAAUCGGCCCUCAUGCAACAUCUAAGAAGUCACACCGGUGAGAAGCCCUUUCCGUGCCCUCAGUGCGGUCAAUGUUUUAGCCAGAACGAACAUCUGCAGAGGCAUCUGAGAGCUCACACCGGCGAGACCCCUUUUGCAUGCAAGCAGUGCGGAAAGUGUUUUACACGGAAAGAUAUGCUCGCCCUGCACGAGCAAAGGCAUGUGGAUGAGCGCCCGUUUUCCUGUCUACAGUGCGGGAAUCGUUUCACAAGUCCAUUUAGUCUGGUCCGACAUGGGAAAAUCCACACCAAGAAGCGCUCGUCAACACAUUCAGUUAUCCACACCAUCCGUAGGAUACGGUUCCAUAACAUGAACCAGGACUUCAGGAGGAACAUCGGGUCUGAAUGUGAGAGUCCACCAUGGUUUGUGGACACCAGCUUAGUAGGAUCUAAUACCAGGUCAACACAUUCAGUUAUCCACACAAUGCGUAGGAUACGGUUCCAUAACAUGAACCAGAACGUCAGGAGGAACAUCGAGUCUGGUGGGUCUAUAUAG